Messenger RNA from Prunus dulcis (almond), 333 nucleotides. RefSeq lists its product as uncharacterized. NCBI's taxonomy places the organism in Eukaryota, Viridiplantae, Streptophyta, Magnoliopsida, Rosales, Rosaceae. The record is from RefSeq and is a predicted model, not a curated record. Bases 1 to 333 code for a protein of 110 amino acids. The transcript has a single exon.
AUGAAUGAUGUUGAAUCUCUGGAUGACUACUUGACUCGAUUUUUUGAAACUGUAAACAACCUGAAAUCUCUAGGAGAAGAUGUAACAGAGAAAAGGAUUGUUCAAAAAUUGUUGAUGAGUCUAAGUAGGAGGUACAAGUCCAUAGUGUCAAUCAUUGAAGAAACCAGAGACCUUGACACUAUUAGAGUUGAAGAAAUUCUUGCAUCUGUCAAAGUCUAUGAUAAGAGAGAGGAUCUACAUGAUGAAAGGGAUAAAUUGGCAGGAACUGAGAAAGCUUUUAGCAGUCUUAGAGUUGGAAAUAAUCAAGCUUCUAGAGCUAACAAAAGUUCUUAG